UCUCUUCUCUGAUUCAAAUGCUCAUUUCAAAAGUGGACCCAGCCGGUCAUCUCCCUGGCCUUCAGAGUCCCCCUCAGACCCUGAAGUCCUCCUGUCCAUCUGGAGUCCCAAGAGGCUGCAGCCAUGCCCUCCUCCCCACUCAGGGUGGCCGUGGUCUGCAUGAGCAAUGUCAACAGGAGCAUGGAAGCCCAUCGUGUCCUCAGCAAGAAUGGGUUCCAUGUCAGGUCUUUUGGAGCCGGAUCCCACGUGAGGCUCCCAGGAGGGGCACACAAGCCACCCGUGCUCUACGACUUCUCCACGUCCUACAAGAAGAUGCACAGCGACCUCUCCUCUAAAGACCAAAAGCGCUACAAAAGGAAUGGAGUCUUACACAUCCUGAAAAGAAAUGAGAGAAUCAAGCCUGGCCCAGAAAGGUUUCAAGAGUGCCCAGAUCCCUUUGAUAUCAUCUUCACCUGUGGGCAGAGGGCCUAUAACCGAGUGGUGGCCGACCUGUGCGCCAGGGAUCAGGAGACCUGGCAGCCUGUACCGGUCGUCAACGUGGACAUAGACGACACCCUGGAGGCAGCCAGCUUUGGAGCCUCGAUCAUCUGUGAGCUCUGCCAGGGUCUCCAGCAGGCAGACGACAUGCAAAGUCGUCUGGCCGAGCUGCUCCAGGCAGCGAAGGAGAAAACAGGAAGGAGCUUUCUGCACACGGUCUGCUUCUACUGAGGAAGCAUCUUGGCUGGUUUCAGCUCCUUUGUCGGCCAUCUCUGUAUGAUCUGUUGUCAGGUACACCCCACCCAGUGAAGGAGGUGGAGGAGGAGAGCAUCACAUGGCACGGGGAACAUGGAACACCCAUAGACAUGCCAACACUUCCAAUGUGGGGAACAAUGGUGUGGAACUGGACCUUGAAGGAAGAACUCAGUGCUCACAUGGUUCUGCAAGGAGGUUAAUCUCGAGGACUCUCUUUACUGGAUGGACUAUCAAGGCUGAUCACAGAGCCUGGGACAAGCAAUGCAGUGAAGGAUAUUCUGAGAAAAAGGAACAGUGUCUAUUUUAUUGAUCUAUAUGGAUACUAAUUUCCUUUUGUCCUUUCAGCAUGGUGUGUUGAUAGGACAGAUUGUUUUUUCUUAAGUGGGAUGGGAUACAUUGAGUGGAAAUUAUAUUGAAUUGGAAAUAUUUUUGCAUUUAGAUUGUAUGUCUUUGACGAAUGCCUGCUUUAUUAGAAACUCAGUGUAGAUCAUGUGUAGCUUUUUUGGGGAAAAUCCAAGCAUGAUUUUUUUAAUCAAAUAGCUCAUUUAUGAAAUAAGAUUAUAAAUUGGUGUAGUCCGUGGUCACAUUUAUUACUAAAAUCCAAGCCCUAUCUGUUGAAGUAUGUAGCUUGUUUAAAUAAAACAAAA
This is a messenger RNA of Bubalus bubalis (water buffalo), 1379 nucleotides long. RefSeq names its product RNA polymerase II subunit A C-terminal domain phosphatase SSU72-like. Gene Ontology annotation, cellular component: nucleus; mRNA cleavage and polyadenylation specificity factor complex. Gene Ontology annotation, biological process: termination of RNA polymerase II transcription. The record is from RefSeq and is a predicted model, not a curated record. Lineage: Eukaryota; Metazoa; Chordata; Mammalia; Artiodactyla; Bovidae. Bases 124 to 708 code for a protein of 194 amino acids. Gene Ontology annotation, molecular function: RNA polymerase II CTD heptapeptide repeat phosphatase activity. The transcript has 2 exons.